Molecule: messenger RNA, 876 nt
Organism: Scomber japonicus (chub mackerel)
Lineage: Eukaryota; Metazoa; Chordata; Actinopteri; Scombriformes; Scombridae
Gene: cmbl
Product: carboxymethylenebutenolidase homolog (Pseudomonas)
Exons: 6
Coding region: 94-831 (245 amino acids)
Molecular function (GO): hydrolase activity
Source: RefSeq, a predicted model, not a curated record
CAAACACAAACUGGACUUUGCUUUGCAACUUUUCACGGCUACAAAAGACUUGAUUAGAUACAAUUUCCUGUCUCAUCAGAAAACGAUAAGCAGAUGGCCAAUGAGGCUAAGCCAUGCCCCUGUGAUAUUGGGGAUCGGAUGGAGUAUGGAGGGCUCGGCCAGGAAGUCCAAAUAGAGCACACUAAAGCUUAUCUAGUAAAGCCAUCCAAUGCAUCUGAUAAGGCCAUCAUUGUCAUACAAGACAUCUAUGGGUGGCAGCUUCCCAACACCAGAUACAUGGCUGAUAUGCUGGCUGCCAAUGGAUACAUUGCUGUUUGUCCAGACUUCUAUGUUGGAAAGGAGCCAUGGAGUCCAUCACAUGACUGGUCCAAAUUUGAGGAGUGGCUUGAAGACAAAAAACCGACCAGCAUCAAUAAAGAAGUGGAUGCAGUGCUGAGGUUCCUGAAGGAGCAGUUCGGGGCCAAACACAUCGGAGCAGUGGGCUUCUGCUGGGGAGGGGUCGCCACACAUUACCUGGCCCUGCAGUACCCAGAGGUCAAAGCUGGAGUGUCAGUCUAUGGGAUUGUCCGCGAGGGGGAGGACAGGUAUGAGUUGAAGAGUCCUACUCUGUUCAUCUUUGGGGAGAAAGAUCAUGUUAUCCCCCUGGACCAGGUGAGCGUCCUUGAAGAAAAGCUGAAGGAGAAAUGCACGGUGGAUUACCAGGUCAAGAUCUUUCCUGGUCAGACUCAUGGGUUUGUCCAUCGUAAGAGAGAGGACAUCAACCCUGCUGAGAGACCAAGCAUUCAGGAGGCCAGAACAGAUAUGCUGAACUGGCUGAACAAGUAUAUGUAACUGAGGAGGUCAGAUGAGCCAGCAGCACAACAGUCCAGGAUAUAU